This is a messenger RNA of Mobula hypostoma (lesser devil ray), 1824 nucleotides long. RefSeq names its product epoxide hydrolase 1-like. The record is from RefSeq and is a predicted model, not a curated record. Gene Ontology annotation, molecular function: epoxide hydrolase activity. Gene Ontology annotation, biological process: epoxide metabolic process. The transcript is spliced from 9 exons. NCBI's taxonomy places the organism in Eukaryota, Metazoa, Chordata, Chondrichthyes, Myliobatiformes, Myliobatidae. Bases 169 to 1548 code for a protein of 459 amino acids.
UUCUACCAGCAGUGAGAGAGCACUUCCGAUAAACAGGCUGCCCUCCGAGGUCGGCCGGCUGCAGAACUCUUCCGGUCCAUAGGCUGCGCCAGACCUCCGUUCCCUCUCUGCCAAGUUUCAAAGGUCGGCAAGCAGGUGUCUGCAGCUCUGCGGUUCAUCUUCUCCACGAUGUUGCUCAUUAUCUUCACCCUGGUGGUUGGAGUUCUCCUUUAUUCCUUGUUUUUGCGUGAGAACCCCAGGAGCAUCCCGGAGGGGGUCGGCUGGUGGGGGGAGGGGGAUCGGCUGGAGUUGGAGGAGGAGGAUGAAUCGGUCAAGCCGUUUAAGCUUGAAGUGUCAGAGCAAAUGAUCCAGGACCUGUACAAUCGCCUGGACAACACGCGGUUCACCCCCCCACUGGAGGGCAGCUGCUUUCACUAUGGCUUUAACUCCACCUACCUGAGGAAGGUGGUUUCCUAUUGGAGGAACGACUAUGACUGGCGGAAGCAGGUGGAGCACUUAAACAGCUACCCUCAUUUCAGAACCAGGAUUGAAGGGAUCCAAGUGCACUUUGUGCAUGUGAAGCCGGACGUGCUUCCCCCAGACGGAGCCGUUCGACCCCUGAUGUUGAUCCACGGCUGGCCAGGUUCCUUUUACGAGUUCUACAAGAUGGCUUCCCUUCUGAAGGACCCCGGCAGCCACACCCUGGACAAGCACCAGAACCUGGCCUUCGAGAUGGUUUGUCCCUCCAUCCCAGGAUACGGCUUCUCGGAGGCACCACACAAGCAAGGCUUUGACACGAUCGCUGCUGCCCGCAUUUUCCACAAACUGAUGCAACGUUUGGGCUUUGAGCGUUUCUACGUACAGGGAGGCGACUGGGGUGCCACCAUCGCCACUAACAUGGCACAGAUGAUCCCUGAGAAGGUAUUGGGAAUCCACCUGAACUUCUUCCCGUUGAUGAAGCUGAACCUGCAGAUUCUCCCCUCCCUCUUUCUUGGGCCGUACAUGCCGUCGCUGUUUGGAUUCACACAGACUGAUGUGGAACGGAUGUAUCCCUUCAUGAGGAACAUCUCCAAGCUGCUGAAGGAGUCGGGGUACCUGCACAUCCAGGGAACAAAACCAGACACAGUUGGCUGUGCCCUGAAUGACUCCCCCGUGGGCCUGGCUGCCUACAUCCUGGAGAAGUUUUCCAGCUGGACCAACAUGGAUUUCCAGGACCUGGAUGAUGGUGGGCUGCUCAGUAAGUUCUCUUUGAAUGAGCUACUGACUAACGUGAUGAUCUACUGGGUUUCGGGCUCCAUCACGUCCUCAAUGAGGAUGUACAAAGAGAACCUGGGGGUGAACACCAUGAACAGAAUGGAUGGAAGGAUCGCAGUCUACGUACCCACAGGAUUGGCCGCCUUUCCCAAUGAAGUAAUGCAUAUUCCAUUGACCUGGGCCAAACAGAAAUUCAGGAGGAUUGUGUCCUACUCCUACAUGUCACGGGGAGGUCACUUUGCCGCCCUCGAGGAGCCUGAGCUGCUGGCUGAAGACCUCAUACGCUUCAUUCAACGUGUGGAAAAGAGUGGCUGAGAGAUGCAGAGCUCAGUUCCACCUGAACGGGACCCCCUCCCCCCAAAUGGGAAGUCUUGUCAGAUAUACAAUACCACAUUCACAAGGUGAAGGCGAUCCCUUCACCUUCAGUUCAGUAAUGUCCCGCUGUGAAAAUGGAUCAUUGGAGCUGCUGUUGACUUUUUUAUGAUCAAAUAUAAUGGACUAUCCCCGAUGAUACUGUCCACUUUUCCUGGGGUCCCCUGUACUUCUCUGUCAGACUGAGAAAUAAAACUUUAGUAUUCCUAACUCCCUCUG